CGAGGGGCGCCUCUGGGAGUUGUGGUCCCGCCGCCCGGAAGCCGCCGCCCGCCACGUCCCGGGUUGGCGGAGAGCGGGCGCGCGCCGGGACUACAAGUCCCACCCCGCCCCGCGCACCGGGGCGGCAAUGGCGGUGGCGGUGUUUGCGCCUGCGCGCGGCGCCCUCCGUGCGGACCGCGCAGAGUGAAUAAUAAAGGUCUGCUCGGCGGCGGCGGAAGGCCGGAGGCAUGUCCAAGGGCCCGGUGGCGAGCGGCCCCGCCGCGGCCGGCCCGGCGAGCGCCGCUAGCGCGCUGCAGGCGCAGCCCGAGAAGCCGCAGCACUACACUUACCUGAAGGAAUUCCGCACGGAGCAGUGCCCUCUUUUUGUGCAGCACAAGUGCACUCAGCACCGGCCCUACACUUGCUUCCACUGGCACUUUGUCAACCAGCGUCGUCGCAGAUCUAUCCGCCGCCGGGAUGGUACAUUUAACUACAGCCCUGACAUUUACUGUACCAAGUAUGAUGAGACCACAGGAAUCUGCCCAGAAGGAGAUGAGUGUCCCUUCUUGCAUAGGACUACUGGAGACACGGAGAGGAGGUAUCACUUGCGCUACUACAAAACUGGAAUCUGCAUUCAUGAGACAGACUCCAAGGGAAACUGCACGAAGAACGGAGUCCACUGUGCGUUUGCUCAUGGGCCCCAUGACUUACGCUCUCCGGUGUAUGACAUCAGGGAGCUUCAGGCGAUGGAAGCUUUGCAGAAUGGUCAGACCACAUCUGAAGGCAGCAUAGAGGGUCAAUCUGCAGUUGCUGCUAGCCAUGCUAUGAUAGAGAAGAUACUUAGUGAGGAACCAAGAUGGCAAGAUACAACGUAUGUCUUGGGAAAUUACAAGACAGAGCAAUGUAAGAAACCCCCCCGACUCUGUCGCCAGGGUUAUGCCUGUCCUUACUACCACAAUAGCAAAGACAGAAGAAGAAGCCCAAGAAAACACAAAUACAGGUCUUCGCCAUGUCCCAGUGUGAAACAUGGAGAUGAGUGGGGAGAUCCCAGUAAGUGUGAAAAUGGAGACUCAUGCCAAUACUGCCACACUCGCACAGAACAGCAGUUCCAUCCAGAGAUCUACAAAUCCACCAAAUGCAAUGAUAUGCAGCAGUCUGGCAGCUGUCCCCGAGGACCCUUCUGUGCCUUUGCACAUGUAGAACAGCCUGCACUCAGUGAAGAUUUACAGCAAUCCUCAGCUGUGUCAAGCCCAACACAGACAGGCCCUGUGAUGUACAUGCCGUCGGCAGCUGGGGAUUCUGUUCCCGUCAGCCCUUCCAGUCCACAUGCCCCAGACCUUAGCAAUGUGUGGAAUAAAUCAGGAACUCUGCCAACUAGCCCCACCUCCACCACAAUUCUUUGUAGGAACAGCAGUCUUGGAAGCCCAUCUAAUAUAUGUGGGUCUCCUCCUGGUGCCAUUGGAAAGCCACACAGCUUGGAGACCAUUGGUUUUCCUCCAGAUUCGGUAACAGCAGCUGGCAGCUACAAGAAAGCACCGGGGUUUGAGCGAGAAGAUCAGGUGGGGGCCGAGUAUUUGAAGAAUUUCAAAUGCCAGCAAGCAAAAAUGAAGUCCCACUCACUGGAACACAGGAACCAGGAGCAGCCUUUGUUACAGCCCAAGCAGGACAUACUGGGUAUUCUCCCAGUGGGGAGCCCACUGACAUCCAGCAUCUCCUCUAGUAUCACCUCCAGUCUGGCUGCAACGCCCCCAAGCCCUGCUGGCACCAGCAGCAUACCAGGCAUGAAUGCCAAUGCCCUUCCCUUCUACCCAACCAGUGACACCGUUGAGUCUGUCAUAGAGUCUGCCUUGGAUGACCUGGACCUGAAUGAAUUCGGAGUGGCUGCCCUGGAGAAGACAUUUGACAGCAGCACAGUGCCCCACACGAGUGGCAUCAUGAUAGGUGGGAGUUUGCUGCAAAGUUCUGCUCCUGUAAAUAUCCCCGGGUCACUUGGAAGCUCUGCCUCCUUCCACUCUGCCUCUCCUUCUCCACCAGUCAGCCUCUCAUCGCAUUUCCUUCAUCAGCCCCAGGGACACUUAAGCCAAUCAGAAAGCACGUUCCUGGGGACAUCAGCUUCUCACGGAUCAUUAGGUUUAAAUGGGAUGAACAGCAGCAUAUGGGAACACAUUGCUUCAGGGAGUUUUUCGCCCAGUACCUCACCUGCAUUUCUGUCAGGUCCAGGUGCUGCUGAGCUGGCACGGCUACGACAAGAACUGGAUGAAGCCAAUGGCACAAUAAAGCAGUGGGAAGAGUCUUGGAAACAAGCCAAACAGGCUUGUGAUGCUUGGAAAAAGGAGGCAGAGGAAGCAAAUGAUCGCGCCAACACAGCUAACAUGGAAUGUGAACUGGCCCGAGAGCAGAGGGAAGCCUUGGAGCUUCAAGUGAAGAAACUUCAGGAGGAGCUGGAGAGGAUCCACACAGGCCAGGACCCACAGUUUCUGUGCUCCUUUGCUGACCUGGAAACGCUUUCACUGUCUUCACUUUACACCCUUCAGAAACAGCUUCGGGCAAACCUGGAGAAAGUUGAUAAGGCGGUAUUUCAGAUGCAGUCAGUGAAAUGCCUUGAAUGUCAGAAGGAGAACCGGGUGGUGUUACCGUGCCAACAUGCAGUGCUGUGUGAGACCUGCGCUGAGGAGGGCGAGUGCCCUAUCUGCCAUCCCAACAGGCCCCACCCUCUCCAGUCGUGACCUUCCAAGGACACUUGUUCUAAUCAUAUCGUGUAGAACUUUUUAACUUUAUACAUACGUACAUAUAUAUGUAUGUGUAUAUAUAUAUAUGUAUAUAUGUGUGUGUAAGUGCGUGUUUGUGAAUGUGUAUGUAUAUGCACGCACACGCACAUACACACACAAAACAAAAAUUAGUUGCAGAGCACUUUUUAAUAUUUUACAUCCUGUAUCUAAACUGCCCCUCACCUGUGCCCCAUUAAUUCUAACUCUUGAGGAACUUUGAGAGCUGUUUUUAAUACAGAUCAAAGGGCCAUUUGCAAAGAGUCUCUGUUUCUCCUCUUUUCUAUUUAGGUGAUAACAAAUUUUUGACUAUUCCCAGAAGUAUUUAGAGUGGGCAAGAGGGGCUUCCAUGUGCUUUCCAGAGGAAGAGUUACAAUCACAGGGAGGAUCAAGGUGUAUUGAAGUUACUAGUUCAUGUCCUUGGUCUCCCUGCUUUUUCACUGACCCAGCUUGGUUAAAGCUGUCCUCCCUGAUGGAAGCUCCGCUGGGUGCCUGCCUGGUGGGCCUUCCAGUGCUGAGCUCUGAAUGUGCAGGAACUUUGUCAUUUAAUCAGCAAAGUUCGCUUUUUAAAUUUUUUUACACUCUUUGUAUAUUUUUAUGAAAAGAAGAAAAGAGGGAAAGAAAAUGUUUUGGAUCUAGCACAAGUCAAGCCCCCAGAUUCAGUGGCUAGUGUUCAUUGCUGAUGCAGCAGACAUGUUUCAAGUCUGAGCAGCCUUAGAAUUAUUGCAUUUGUGUCAGCUAAAAGCCUUUAUGAAAGAAAUACCAAUGCAGAGGUUGGUUCUCUCCAGGCCCCCCUUUGUCUGGUAGUUCUCUGGAGACUUUUUACUGUUUCAGAUCAGAUGAGUUUUGUUUUAGCGACAGGGACCUGGUUCACAGUCAGUGCUGAAAUGCAUGAAACAAUUCCAGGCUUUUUGAUGUUGAUAACAUUGAAGAGUCAAUGUUGCCUGAGUCAGCACCUCCAGGAUGGUUUGGUGGAGCCCUGGGUCCAGAAGCCCUCAUGCUACAAAUCAUGUGUACCUGUGGUGACAGAGAAAGUCCAGUGUGACAAAGAAAUGCCAUCAACUUAGACCUGUCCAGUAGCUGAGCUGUGACUUCCUUCACCCAUGUGUCUGCUGGUUUUUUACAUCGGGUGGAUUGCAGUAACCUGCUGGGAUCUCAACCAAAAGGCCACUCAGUUGAUGAAACAUUUUUAUUUUGCACAGGGAUGCUGCCUGUGCUGCCCCUCUCUGGCCUGGAAAAGCACUGGAACCUCCAGCAGCCCACUGUUGUAGGAAAACAGAAUUUUUACUGGAGCCUCUCAGAAAACUUCAUAUUUAAUGCAAAGACAUAAUUAGGUUUGCUUCCGUAAUUCCACCUUUCCUUCACAUGGAAAGGGUUCAUAUGCAUUCCCAGAUGAUCUCUAAGUGCAGCUCUGUGUAGUUCUUUUUAUGUUUUUCCCAUUAACUUGUUUCUGGGUUUUUUGGCAAAAAUGCCUUUUUUUUUUUUUCUUUCUUUCCAUGUGUAUUUUAUUGUAACUAGCAUCAGGUUUUUUUUAAUUAUUUUUUUUUUAUGGAGAGACACUGUUGAGUGACUAUUGUGGCUAUGUUGUUUGGUUAUAACCUUUGAAUGUCUGUGCCAUGGGGCAGUGCAUCUGCCUUGGUCUGAUCUUGAGAGACCUUUAAGGAAAAUAUGUGAGUGUUUCUUAGGAAAAAAAUAAAAGGGGGGGCCUGGAAGAAGGGGGGAGAGGAGGAAAAAGCCCAGUUAAGGUAAAAAUUUACUAUAAUUUUUGUAACUAACUUAAAUCAUAGGAAAUAAAGUCUUGAAUCGGGUCUUUAAUAUUUAUAAAGAACCAGAACAACUCAGCCUCUUGGCUGUUGGUUUGUAACACUUUGUAUUAGCAUGGUGGGUUUUCUGCUCUGCUGCCUCCCUGUGGGACUCUUCAGGGUAAUGCUGCUUUUGGCUACCCCUCUUCUUCUGGCUUAAGACAACACUACCCUUGGUAGAACUGUCCGGCACCCACCUGCAUGACUGCAUCUGACUUGCACUGGGCCUUUUCCCUUUGUCCCUUCUUUUCGGAUAAAACUUUCAGAUGUCUCAGUGGGACUCCAAGUCCUGGUGUGAUGCAGGCUACUGUGUCUAGGGGGAAAAGAGGUAUUUUCCCCCCAUUUCCAUAGGUCAUAUUGCUUAGGCAGGGGAGUACAAGAUAAAAUUCAGGCCAGAGAAAUCAUGUUUUUCCCAUUUGAGUAAAAGCGUUUCUCUGUUUUAAACUUAUACUGAAGGACCAAAGAAUUCAAAACUAAACUUUCCAUCACUGCACUGCACUUGUGGCUGAAAAGCCUGAAGGAAUUAGCACCAGCCUCUUCCCAUGCUCCCAACCCCUUGUAUCUCAGCACUCUCUUUGCACAAGCACAUACGCUGUUUCUCACUUUCCUUUGGUUCUUCAAGAAACACAUCCUAAAUUGAGGUUUCUAUCAAUUUCUCUGCUGCUUUUAAAAAAAAUAUAAAUCUGAAAUGUGAAUUAUUUUCUUAAGCAUCAGAUGGAAAAGAGAACUUUCAUCUUUGCAUAUUUCGUGGAUAUCUUAGAGGGCCAUUUCCAUGACAGUUUUAUAACAAGGGAGGGGAGAGCAAGGGGCAGGGGCAGGGGCAGCACUGCUGACCCACUCCAGCAGUGGUUCCUGCCUGCCCUGGGCAGGAGGGAUGGGCCAAAAUCACAGCACUGCUUUUAAGAGUCUGUGGUCAGCUUCUCUGUGGUGAUGUGCCCGCGUAAGGUACUGUCAAGCUUCCUUUUGAAGCAGGAGCUUCCUUUUACAGGACACAGAAUUAAGAGGGCCUUUCUGGCCAUGCUUAACAACAAAGUUUUGGUCCACAAAGCUUUUGCUGAGCAACCCAGCUGGCUAUUGGUGAGCAGCCAUGACUAUGUCUGGGCCCUGCUUCUUCACACAGACUCCUUAUGGAUAAUGGGAUUUUCCUCCCCACAUUUGUGGGAGCUUCAGAAGUGUUGACCUCGGUGACUAAUUGUGCAGGUUGGAUGCACAGUUAGUCCAACUUAAGAGCUGGGGGAAGAGAUUCUUAAUUGUGUUGUGAAACCACAGUAUCUUAAAGGUCAAACUUGUACAUUAUUAUGAAAAAAGAAUAUAGAAGCAGGUGGCUUAAGCCAACACUACCCUGGGUAGAUGGACAUCAAAAAGCAAGGGCAAUAGCCAGGAGCUGAAGAAUUUUGUCAGUGCUUUGGACUAACAGGACCACUUUUAGGUCACCUCUGACCUUAGGUGCUGUAGCCAUCUGCCAGCUGUGGCCAGGGCACAGUGGCACAGGAGGGACCAGGGGAAGGUCUUGGAGCUGGAGCAUAUUUUCCCCCGAAGGGGGUUGCUGUAGCCAGUCCCCUGCUGUAGGGUUUUACACUUUCUGUACAUCUCUGAAGCUGAACUUGAGCCAUCUGCAAGGCUUGUGCAGCUGAGACAGUGAAGAGAAGCCUUUACCCUGUGAGGAGGUGUGUAGUGCUGGACAGGCUCAGUAAUUCAUGGCUCUUCCACCAGCCUCCUCUCUUUUUCCUCAUCUGAGAAGGAAGAAUAUUACCAGUGUUUUCCUCCAGAAUUAGAAUAACCCUUGGAGUGAUGGCCAACAGAAUAGAUGUUACUGAUGUAAAACCUGAUAUUUUAAAGGUGAAGUAUUCCUGCAAACUAGUGACUGCAUCAGAGAGAUUUCUGGGGCUUCCCCACUCCAUAGCUUCCAAUGUUAAAACAAAAUAAAUACAGUAUACGUUUAAAAAUAAUAAUAAUAAUACACACUGCAGUAUUUCUGGUGGCAAUUCUUGACCAGGCUCCUCCCCAGGAGGAAGGGCACUGGGCAGAAGCGCCCCUAGUCUGUGUAGAAGUUGGCAGAAUGGUGAUCGGUGCUGUGUAAAACGUGUUGUUGAUUCCAUGUAUAGAACUGUGAUUUCAGCUGUUGUUCUCUCGUACUCUGUAAAUACGUGUUUUGGCUGUCGGAUACCCGGUUUAGACUCUUUUUCUUGGCAGAGUGAAUUUGCAUGUGGGGCUGGAAAGAACUUGAUCUGUGUCACAGUUUCCAAGGGCAGAAUGGGUUUUGGUUUGUUUGUUUUUUCUGUUGGUUUUUUUUUUUUUAGAUGACAAUAAAUUUUUAUUUUUUUGCUAAGAAAAAAGAAA
Messenger RNA from Neopsephotus bourkii (Bourke's parrot), 6886 nucleotides. RefSeq names its product unk zinc finger (gene UNK). Gene Ontology annotation, biological process: cell morphogenesis involved in neuron differentiation. The transcript has 17 exons. The record is from RefSeq and is a predicted model, not a curated record. The coding region runs from base 228 to 2705 and encodes 825 amino acids. Gene Ontology annotation, molecular function: metal ion binding; mRNA CDS binding. NCBI's taxonomy places the organism in Eukaryota, Metazoa, Chordata, Aves, Psittaciformes, Psittacidae.